Schistosoma turkestanicum is the source of this 2356-nucleotide messenger RNA. The record is from the annotation of a GenBank genome assembly. NCBI's taxonomy places the organism in Eukaryota, Metazoa, Platyhelminthes, Trematoda, Strigeidida, Schistosomatidae.
AUGGAGACAUUAAUAAACCAAGAAAUCGAUAUGCUUAUUGAAACUCUCGAAAAAAAGCGUAUUCAUCUUAUUGAAAAUUUACACUCAGAAGUACAACAAAGACGUCAGUAUAUACGUGGACAAACCAAUCAAGCUGGAACCAGACUGUCUUCAACUACUAGUUUAAUUUACUUAGGUGUAGAAUUAAUAAAAGAGCGCGAACCAUCUGCUUUUAUCCAAGUGGCUCCUUCAAUUAAACAACGUCUGAUCAGUACCGAGAAUGAAUUAAUUCAAGAAACUCAAUUUUAUCGUGAAAAUUGUCUUGGAGAUUUUCAAUUACGUGUCAGCAAUACCAAUGAUCUACUUGAACGAAUUGAAAGUAUCACUUUGAAUGAAAUCUACCCUCCUCCUGUUCCAAAAAUUAUUUUAUCUCAAUGUUUCGUUGAGAGUAAUAACAUUCAACUAUUAUGGGAUACAAUUAAUACAUCGACUCCAUUAAAAAAUACUGAAAACGAUCAGUGUCAUAUGAAACAAUCAUUUUCAUUCUUAAACAAUACAUCUAAUUCAAAUGAAAUUAAACUGGCGUUUGAUCCAAUUAAAAAUUCAACUAGUACAAAUAUUCAAUUGAAUUCAAGUCAAUCAUUUUGUUGUAAUAAUUUACAUCAUUCAUUAUCUAAUAGUGGAUUGACAACACCUGGAACUGUUCGUUUACGAUCAAACUAUCAUAUACCUGAAUCCGUCUCAGCUUAUGCUUUAAUGACUAAUGCCAAAGAGACCGAAGUCAAUAAAGAUCAACACUUUCAUCAAUCUAUGGAACAUUGUGAUCAUCAUCAUCAUCAUCAACAUCAACAGAUGCCCUCAUUGAUUUCUUCAAAUCAAUGUACACUAACUAUUCCAUCUACUCCAGAAUUGAAUGGAUCAUAUUCAGUGAAUACAUUGCAUAAAAGUAUAACAGUCAAUAGUGAUAUUCGAUUUCUAUCGGCUAUGAAUCAUGAGAAAUCGAUUCAAUUUCAAUUAGAAGUGGAUAAUGGACGUGGUGGCCCAUUCAAAGUUGUCUAUACAGGACCUGAAUGUGUUUGUCGAUUGGAAGGUUUACACUUGAAUACAGCUUAUCGAUUUCGUGUUCGAUCGACCAAUGGAAUUGCUCACAGUGCUUAUAGUGAUAUUGUUACAAUAAAAACAGCUCGUUUAGCAUCAUUUACUAUGAAUCCAUUAUCUGGACCUGCUUUGCCUGUCAAUGGUCUGAAACUAGCUUCUGAUGGGUGUACAAUCAGUGCUCAAGGAGAUCCGGAAGAUCGUGUUCUCUUGGGUGAUGUUGGUUUCUCAGAAGGAAUUCAUUAUUGGGAAUGGAAUAUUGAACAAUAUGAUGGUAGAGGACAGCCUUCAUUUGGGAUAGCACUAGCUCAAGUGAGCAAAGAUAAAAUGCUUGGUCAGGAUGAAUUUGGUUGGGCAAUGUACUUAAAUUCUAAACGUUCAUGGUUUCUACAUCAAGGUGAGCAUAGAGAUCGUACAGAUGGAGGUAUUAGAAUAACACAACAAGAAAUCAAUGAUCAAGGAUUCAGUCAGAAUACAUGCUCAAUAACAACUACAAUCGGUGUUCGAUUUGAUUGUGAACAAGGUCAUUUAGCUUUCUAUUUGAAUGGUGAACCACAUGGUCCGAUAGCUUUUACCAAUUUACAUACAAAACAAUUAGAUCAAUCAAAUCAGGGAAGAGAUAAUGCAAAGAAGAAAUUGAAUUUAUUCUAUCCUGCAAUUAGUUUAAGUUAUUAUACACGUGUUCGAUUAGUAUCAGGUUUAGAAGUACCUAGUGAAAGUGAAGAUUCCAGUGAUUCUUCAGAAGCAGAAUACGAUUUCUCUGUAUCAACUCCUCAGUUCCAUUUCAACUCGAAGGAUUCCAAGAAUUCUUCCAUUGAUCCUAAUGAUAGUAAUAAUGAAUUUGAAAAUAAGAGCACUGUAACUUAUCCACUACCUACCUAUUUAGUACGUUCAACAACUGUGGAGUGUAUUAAAAAAUCAUCAAGUCCUAAUCUAUCACUGAAACUACCUAGAAAAUCGAUUGCUUUACCUAAACUUAUUACAUUCAGUCGCAGUUAGUGUGAAUCAAAAAAAGUAUCCGUCUCAAUCUAGUUGGUUUCUUUUCGCAUAACAAAUGUCCAAAAUCAAUUGUUUGUAUUUCGAAAAAUUAAUAAUUUGUUCAUAAUAUUAUUAUGAACUUGUGCAACUGUACUUUGGCUUUUUUUUCUAUUGUAUUUCGCCACUGAGUUCAUCACAUUCACCAGUUUAACUCUUCUAGUGAAUUUUUGUAUAUAAUUUUCACAUAUUUAUCUAUUCAGGUAAGUUUCUUUCUAUGACAAGUUUGUAUUCCUUUAUAUCUUAG